AUGGGGUUAGAACUUAGAAGAGUACAGUUGCAAACAAUGGCAAAGAUCACAUUCUCCAUUUUCAUCAUCGUCCCUACGAUCGGUUUGUCACUUGCAACCGAUACUUUGGGCACAAACCGUUCCAUCAGUCAUGGAGAAACACUGGUUUCUUCAGACCUAACCUUUGAGCUAGGAUUCUUUACUCCUGGCAACUCGAGUAUGAGCUACUUGGGUAUAUGGUACAAGUUUAGUCCUAGAACGGUCGUGUGGGUUGCUAAUAGAAACAAGCCGAUAGCGGAUCGUAAUGGUGUUCUCACAUUCACCAAUGUGGGCAAUCUAGUUGUUCUCGACCAGUCGAAUGGUGUGGUUUGGUCUUCAAAGUCGUCUAGGGUCCUCCGGAAUCCAAUUGCGCAGCUCCUGGAUUCAGGAAAUCUUGUUCUUUGGGAUAGCUCCUUUUCAAGUUCUGAUGAAUCCUAUUCGUGGCAAAGCUUCGAUUGCCCGUCUGACACGCUUUUAGCGGGUAUGAAGCUGGUGUUGAACCUGAAAACGGGUCUCGAACAGCGUCUCACUGCGUGGAAAAGCAUGGAUGACCCUUCUCCUGGAGAUUAUGUCCACAGUUUAAACUACAGUCAGGGUCUACCUCAGUAUGAAGUAGUCCAAGUGGAUAGGCAUAGAAAAAUAUUUCGAACAGGGCAAUGGAACGGAGUCCAAUUUGUUGGCCUUCCCGCUGGAUCAAAUCCAGCUAAUGUUCCCAUGUUUGUGUACAAUGAAACUGAGAUCUCCUACAUGUUUGAGGUUCAGAACAGGCAACUUUUCUCGACGAUGAAAUUAAACUAUUUGGGAGUGCUGCAGAUUUUUGUGGUCAAUAGAUCGAAAAGUGCCAUGUGGAAUGUCAUGCUUGCGUUCCCUAGUGAUCUUUGCGAUUUUUAUGGCAGCUGCGGUGCUAAUGCCAUCUGCAGCAGUAAUUUGUGCGAAUGUGUGAAAGGGUUCAUGCCUAAGUCGCCUGACGAAUGGGCGGUCCGCGUUUUUUCCAGUGGAUGCAAGAGGACAAUACCCACGAAUUGUUCAAAAGGAGAUGGGUUCAUGGAAAUUAAAAAAGUCAAACUGCCCGACCCGUUGGAGGUAACGCUGAACAGGAGUAUGAGCCUCAAGGAAUGCAAGGACGAGUGCUUGAAGAACUGUUCGUGCACGGCUUAUGCUAAUUCAGAUAUCACAGGAGGAGGCAGUGGCUGCCUCAUGUGGUUCGGGGACUUGAUUGACAUGAGAAUGCUCGAAGAUGGGAAGUACGUGCAAGCUCUAUACUUACGCCUAUCAGCUUCUGAACUAGGUAUUCAUACUUAUGCUAGUUGA
Messenger RNA from Syzygium oleosum, 1329 nucleotides. Its product is annotated as G-type lectin S-receptor-like serine/threonine-protein kinase At4g27290. NCBI's taxonomy places the organism in Eukaryota, Viridiplantae, Streptophyta, Magnoliopsida, Myrtales, Myrtaceae. The record is from RefSeq and is a predicted model, not a curated record. The transcript has a single exon. Gene Ontology annotation, biological process: recognition of pollen. Bases 1 to 1329 code for a protein of 442 amino acids.